Scleropages formosus (Asian bonytongue) is the source of this 2552-nucleotide messenger RNA. RefSeq lists its product as uncharacterized. Gene Ontology annotation, molecular function: DNA binding. The record is from RefSeq and is a predicted model, not a curated record. Gene Ontology annotation, biological process: regulation of transcription by RNA polymerase II. The transcript has 2 exons. Bases 1225 to 1845 code for a protein of 206 amino acids. Gene Ontology annotation, cellular component: nucleus; transcription regulator complex. Lineage: Eukaryota; Metazoa; Chordata; Actinopteri; Osteoglossiformes; Osteoglossidae.
UACUGAGAUCUUCCAUGUCGACGAGCGCAGCGCACCGAUCGGUGUCACUUGAACUUUAUCAGUUCCGUCACAUCGUGUAGAAAUGCUGUUUUUGAAGCGUCUGCGGUGGAUGCUUCAUAGAUACCACUACAAAGUGGAAUUUAAAGUGUAAUGCGCUCCUUAAAACAGCUCGUAUUAACUGGGCUCCCGGCACAGCUUGGCAAUUUGAUCAGAAGGACAGUUACACUCGGGACUGGUAAAUCUUUUGAAAUGACAAAUGUAGGAAUUAGACUCUAGGAAACGAGGUCCAAGAUCGGGGCUAAAAUCGCUCACUGAGCAUCAGGUCAAAGUGGAAGGCAGCGGACAUCAACUUUUUUCUUUCAUUUAGCAGAAAACAGUGAUUACAAAGUAGUAUUUAGUUUCCCGAGGGCGACUUCAAAUGCUAAACACACGAAACUCAAUAUAAUCGUUCAUUUUAAGUAUUUGCGGAGAUGUGUUCGUGGCAGUAAAAUGUUUUUUUCAUUAUUUUAAUGUUUUUUUUUUCUUAGGACUUUAAUAAACUGAAUAUAUUAGAGGAUGCCGAAUUUAAAUAAGCUAUAAAGUAACAUUACAAUUUAUUUUACAACAUGAAUCAUCGCUGUGUUAUUCUACAAAUACAUGUCUUCUUAACACCGAUCUUGUUACUGGAAUUUCCAAGAACGGGCUGAGCACAACUGAAAUAACAACGGCUUCGACAUGAUUAUUACUCGAGUCGUUUCAUGCAUUAAAUCGACCCCUCGCGAAAGCUUUUCCAAACAACAUUCGGCGUCCACGUACUUCAUUAAGCAAAACCAACAGAGAGAAAAGACGCUACUUCGUUCGUGCGGAUGUGGUGGCGCGAGGCAGCGCGCGAAAAAAUAAGUUACGUCACAAUGCGACCAAAACGCGCUGGCGCGCUGGCUGCGCGCGCCAUCUCUGCAACUCGAGCGGUCUGCGCGGGUAGGCGCGCGCCGGACACUCAAGGGAAAGAAGAGAGAGCGAAAAAAAAAAAAAAACAACAAUAACGAAAAGCAGGAGAAGAAAAAGAAAAAGGCAGAGGAAACAGAGCGGGACCGCGUUAAGAUGUGAGGUGGUGUAUUAGAGAGUGGACACCCGCGAUCCAGAGCCGCUUCUUCUUCUGCCGCCGCCGCCGCCACCGCCACCGCCGACGCCGCCGCCGCCGCGAAACCCGCGCACGUGCGCUGCUUCUCGCGACCAGCGAACAUCAUGGACGCGUCCGCCAAAGUGCAGCGGCGCAGCAAGCGCAACAUGGACAAGUUCGAGGAGCGGCUGGCCGAGGAGGUGCGCAAGUACAGGAACCUGUACGACUCGUCGCUGAAGGACUACAAGAACAGCCAGAUGACGAUGAACUCGUGGCGCGAGAUCGCCAAGAUCCUGGGCACGGACGAGCACUACUGCCGCCACAAGUGGAAGUGCCUGCGCGACCGCUUCGUCAAGGCCACCAAGCGGAUGGAGGGGCGCGCGGGCGAGGCGGUCGCCGACUCGGACAUGCCCUACAUCUGCAUCACGCUCUUCUGGCUCUCCAGCUUCGUGAAGCCCGGCAAGUUCAGGAGGAACUCCUCGGAGUCUGAGGAGGUGUCCAGGAAGAGGAAGCUGGAGUCCGACGACGACGAGUUCAUGGACUCCCGGCUGGAGGGCUUCGAGAGGCGCAGGGACGAACUGGCGGGGGAGAACGCCGAUGAGGACGCCAGGUUCGCCCAAACCGUCACCGACAUGCUGAGGAAACUUCCUCCGCAGCAGAAGUCCCUGGCGAAGUUCAAGAUCCACCAGCUGCUCUUCGAGAUGGAGCAGGCCCAGUACGGAGCCCAGAGCGAGCCAAAGUCGUAGCUCUCCGCGCCCUGCAUCGACCGUAGUUUGCAAUGUGAAUAACUUCUCUUUUUUUGCUAUUUGUUAUACAAAUAUGUAUUUUUAUAUUAACAUUUACAUUUUGGAAGUAUCUGUUUUGACAUUGGCUGGAACACUUUAAAUAAUUGUCCUCUCCUUUAUGGUACCCUUGAAAACUGAACAAACUCAUUUAGCUGCAUUCCUUCCAAAUGAAAAAUAAAAGCAGUAAAUGUGAAAUCGAGGUCUUCCGCUAAGUGUUACUGCUUUCCCUGAUGCUGGUCCGCUAACGUACGUCUCCCAGAGGUGAGCGAAACACACCUUGCUGCUCGGCGCAUCGCUAAAGACACACUCCAGGUGGCGUCCGCCUGUUUCGUGAACAUUUCCUGCCUGUCCCUCCGGCCGCUGCCCACUCUGCUGUUGGAAGGCUGGACCUUGUGAGGUACAUUUUUUGUCCACCGCACGAACAGGACCUGCACAGUGUCUUCCGUUACACGUUCAGGAGGGGCAACCGGAGAUCCCCCAACUCAACACUGCAGAUAAGUGCUCGUAUCCAGAGUGCACCGCAGUGGAUACUGAGUGUGCUCUCCUGAAAAGAGUUGUCACCACAUGCCUGGCCUUUGUGCCUGGUGAGAGUUUCUUGUGGUCUCUUCAAACUGCCACAAGGAGUAGGCCACCCACCUUUUACUCUAUGAUCCGGUUGCAAGUUUUUC